Messenger RNA from Symbiodinium sp. CCMP2592, 669 nucleotides. NCBI's taxonomy places the organism in Eukaryota, Dinophyceae, Suessiales, Symbiodiniaceae. The record is from the annotation of a GenBank genome assembly.
AUGAACGCAAGGCCAGGUGUUGUUGUGGUGGCUGGUGAGUCGCGCAAGAUCUCAGAGGAAGACAGAGCGUCUUUCUGGCGAAGCAAAGGCGAAGACUCCCACAUCUUGCAAGAAGGUGUCACAGGGCUGUGGACCAUCCUCCGAAGCGCCAAUAAAUGGCGAAAAACCUGGCCAGAGCUCUUCGUUUCUUUUCCUGCAUGGUUGCGCCGGUACUGCUACGGCACUGAUUACGACACAGUUGGCAAGCAUGCCCAGCACGCGCUGGCCGCUUGUGCGAGAUACCUUUUUGCGAAUGGCGCCACAAAGGAUGUGAGGCACCUCUUCGUCAAGGAUGCUAUCCAUUUGCUGCGAAACGGACGGGAUGAGAUUCGCAUUGAAAUCUGCGGUGCCUUGUCGCACUGCAGGCCAGAUUUGCUCGGUAGAUUCAACUACGCAUGUGCAGCGGCCUCGCUGGAAGCAUGUGAGCGCCAACGCCGUGGACUCUGUCGCCAAAUUGCCUUCCUGGCAUUAGUAAGGUUCGCAAGAUAUGAUUUCAGUCUGCACAAGCCUAUGCGGGAGAAGCUCUGGGAGCUAUUCAAGUCUGCGCCGGAGCUGAUGUUCGACACUGUGGGCAUCCUACUGCUGGAGCUGACAGUUGUCGAUACCGUCGUUGCCCUGACAUGCUACUGA